Messenger RNA from Knipowitschia caucasica, 1461 nucleotides. Lineage: Eukaryota; Metazoa; Chordata; Actinopteri; Gobiiformes; Gobiidae. The record is from the annotation of a GenBank genome assembly.
AUGCAGGAGCCUCCCAGCUUCCCCAGCGUCAGCAUCCCCUGUCACGACGAGCAGAGGGACAAUAAAAAACGUUACACCGUUUACAAAGUGAUAGUGAGUGUUGGGCAGCAUGACUGGUUUGUCUUCAGGCGGUAUGCAGAAUUUGAUAAACUGUACAGUAUAUUACGAAGACAGUUCCCAACUAUGAAUUUAAAGAUUCCUGCAAAAAGAAUAUUUGGGGACAACUUUGACCCAGAGUUCAUCCGACAGAGACGAGCUGGUUUGCACGAGUUCAUCAAGAAAAUAGUCACAAAUCCAAAGCUUUGUGAACAGCCCGAUGUAAAGACUUUCCUUCUGAUGGACAGAUUAAAGCGAUUCUCCUAUGGUUCAGAGGAUGAAGACGAUAAGCACAACUCUACGUCGAGAAACAUUAACCUGGGACCGUCUGGAAAUCCACAAGCGAAACCAACAGACUUUGACUUUUUAAAAGUCAUAGGGAAAGGGAGUUUUGGUAAGGUUUUUCUUGCAAAAAGGAAACAUGAUGAAAAGUAUUAUGCAGUUAAAGUGUUACAGAAAAAAGUAAUUCUUAACCGAAAAGAACAAAAGCACAUCAUGGCAGAGCGCAACGUACUGCUGAAGAAUGUCAAACACCCUUUCCUGGUGGGGCUCCAUUAUUCCUUUCAGACCGCGGACAAGUUAUACUUUGUGUUGGAUUUCAUCAACGGAGGAGAACUUUUCUUUCAUCUACAAAAGGAGAGGACUUUUCCAGAACCCAGGGCGAGAUUUUACAUCGCUGAGAUGGCAAGUGCACUGGGAUAUCUGCACGCCAUCAACAUUGUGUACAGAGACUUGAAGCCAGAAAACAUUCUUCUAGAUCAUGAAGGGCAUAUCGUUUUGACCGACUUUGGAUUGUGCAAAGAGGGCAUUUCUCAAACCGAUACAACCAUGACAUUUUGUGGAACACCUGAGUACUUGGCUCCUGAAGUCUUGAGAAAGCAAGCAUACGACAACACCGUAGACUGGUGGUGUUUGGGCUCCGUCCUGUAUGAGAUGCUUUAUGGCCUGCCUCCGUUCUACAGCCGGGACACUCACGAAAUGUACGACAACAUCCUGCACAAGCCUUUGGUGAUGCGUUCAGGGGCCUCCCACUCAGCCUGGGCUCUUCUGCAGGGCCUGUUGGAAAAAGAUAAUGCCCUCAGACUGGGGUGCAAGGAGGAUUUUAAUGAAAUUAAGGACCACGACUUCUUCAUUAGUAUUGACUGGGAUGACCUGGAACAAAAGAAGAUUCCUCCUCCAUUUACACCUAAUGUGAGCAGCCCUGCCGACAUCUCAAACUUUGACACAGAAUUCACAGAUGAAAUGGUCCCAAACUCAAUCUGUUGGUCUCAAGACCAUUCCAAAGUGAAUGCCAGUGUUAUGGAAGCAGACGAUGCCUUUGUGGGUUUCUCGUAUGCUCCACCAUCAGAUGACGCUUUCUUAUGA